Molecule: messenger RNA, 1848 nt
Organism: Calidris pugnax (ruff)
Lineage: Eukaryota; Metazoa; Chordata; Aves; Charadriiformes; Scolopacidae
Product: neuroblastoma suppressor of tumorigenicity 1
Exons: 4
Coding region: 159-743 (194 amino acids)
Biological process (GO): animal organ morphogenesis
Molecular function (GO): BMP binding; receptor ligand activity
Source: RefSeq, a predicted model, not a curated record
CUCCCGGCACCGGGAGGAGGGAGGGAAGGAGGAAAGGAAGGAGGGAAGGAGGGAAGCAGGCUCCCGGCACCGGGAGGAGGGAAGCUCCCGGCUCCCCCGGGCCCCGAGGAUGCGGCAGCCGCCGGGCACCGCGGGGCUGUAGCCCCGGACCCCAUGGGAUGUGCCCGCCGUCGCCUGGGUGUUGUAGGAUUGUGGCAGAGCUGGCCAUGAUGUUAUGGUUUGUGGUUGGUGCCCUCUUCCCAGCGCUGCUCCUGGCCGCACCGCCCCCCAUAAACAAGCUCGCCCUCUUCCCGGACAAGAGCGCUUGGUGUGAGGCAAAGAACAUCACCCAGAUCGUGGGGCACAGCGGCUGCGAGUCCAAGUCCAUCCAAAACAGGGCCUGCCUGGGACAGUGUUUCAGCUACAGCGUCCCCAACACCUUCCCUCAGUCCACAGAGUCCCUGGUUCACUGCGACUCCUGCAUGCCCGCCCAGUCCAUGUGGGAAAUCGUGACACUGGACUGUCCAGGCAACGACGACAUCCCCAGGGUUGACAAACUGGUGGAGAAGAUACUUCACUGCAGCUGCCAGGCUUGUGGGAAGGAGCCGAGCCACGAGGGAGCCCUCUUCAACGUCUACCUGAACGCGGAGGAGAACAUGCCCGCUGAAGGUCCCAGCCCCCACCACUAUGCCCACCACCAACAGGAGGUGGAAGAACCUCCCUCCUCCAGCCACCACCACCACGAGGAGGAGGGCGAGGAGUGACCUGGCCCUUGGGGACUGUCCUGGCAGCCGGUGGGGCGGGCAGGGGGUGUGUGUGUGAGGGAGAGGGCCGGGGUUUGGGGAGGGAGGGGGGUGGUGGAGUCUUUGCUGUCUAAUAGCUACUACCCUCACGCUUUGCUCUCCACGACACCCCGGGGCCCGGAGGAAGGUUUAGAGGCACAAGAGGGGCUGAGGGGUGGACGUGGGGCUGGAGCUGCAGGGCGAGAGAGGAGGGCUCGGGGGUUUUUUUCUGAUGCAAAACUACUUGCACAUAAUGGUAAUAAUAUAUUGAGAGGGGCAGGAACCUGGAUGAGGGGGUUUUGGCCACGAGCAGGAGCUGAGCUGGGCUCCCCAGGGGCUGUCCUGACCCUGCUGAGGGGCACUUGCUGAGUCCUUCUGGGUUUUUCUCUUCUAAACAGCUCGUACCUGGGGUGGAGGAAGAGGGGACGCAGCCUCUCCACAGUCCCAGGGGAGGUGCACAUCUCUCCUGGGGUGUGCAGGACUGGGGGCAUCCCUUCUUCUUCCUAUCUGCCCUGCCUGCUGGAGGAGAGGUGGGCUCCGUGGGGACGUGCUGUUCCUCCUGCCACCCGCAGGAUCUUAACUCAGCCCCAACCCCCUCGUCUUCGUUGGCUCCUGGGGAGUGUUUUCCCCCCAGGAUGUGCCUGUGGGGCUGCUGGGAACCCUGUUGGCAAGUGCCCUUAAACCUCGCUGGUCCCUGGGGCCACCACCACUGAGCUCCCUGGGGAUGAGGGAGCCGGAUGAUGCCACGGGCUUCGCCUUUGGUGGCCCCCAGGGGAAGGCAAAAAGCAGGUUGGGGUGGCCUGGGUGGGAGCCAGCCCCUCUCCUCCCUCUCCCUGCUGCACUUUACUGGUGGUGGAGGGAGAAGGGGGACGAGUGCCAGGAUGCCCACGGACCUUCGCAGGGUAGGAGGGGGCUCGGGGGGUGGGGACAGCCCUGGGUCCCCUCUGCCACCCCUUUCUCUCCCUUGUAUAAAGCUGAUUUCUUUGGCGCUGUCCUGACAAGAGCUUCCAGAGCUUGUAAUCGAUGCCUCCCCCUCCUUUUUACAAAGUUUGGUUGUGGUUUUUUUUUUUUUUUGGUUUUUGUUUUU